AUGACUGAGGAACAGCCUAAGAUCCUUACAAUGGCAGAAGCCUUCGAAAAGAGACACAGUACAAGAAACUUCUCACAAGCACCAUGGUCCGAGGAGAACCAGAAGUUUGUUGAAGAUUUAGUCAAAAGAUUAAAUGAACAUCCAAGAAUUUUCGGUGGUGAAGUCGAAAUCAAGCUUGCUCCAAGUGGCUUCGGCAAGUUGGGAUUCAUUGUCCACGAAAAUGGCUGGUUAUUCCCUAAGAUUGCUAAGGAAACAGAUGAGAAGAGAGAAAGAGAUCAAUUUAUCAAUAUCGGUUACAUUCUCCAGCGCGCUGUUAUGGAAAUGACACAGCAUAACAUCGCUACAUGCUGGAUCGGCGGCACUUACAACAGAGGCAAAUCAGAAGAAUUCUGCGGUGGCAACUGCAGUGUUCCAGCUGUUAUUGCUUUCGGUGGUGAUGAUAAGGAUCGCUGGGUAGAGCAUGUUGUCAAAUUCUUUGGCUCAUUCCGUGGAGCUAAUCAGUAUCAAGACAAAUUCUUCGAUCUCAAGACAGCAAAGCCAAUUACUCUUGAAACUGUUGGCGAAAGAGGUGUUAUUUGCAUGGCUCUCAAUAAGAUUCCAUGCGCUAUGAAACCACACUCUUACAGAAUCGUUUUUGAUGAACCAGCAAUCCAUAUCUUCAAUGCACAGUUCAAUGCUGGUCCAUACAAGAACAUCGGUGGCUUCGAUGUCGGAAUUGUUAUUGCUAACGUUCAGAUGUACUUUGAAUCACUCGGAAAGCAAGGAAAGAUUGAAGUCCUUGAACAGCAUCCACAGUGCCCACUUGGUGGUGAGUAUAUUUGCACAGUUACAAUGACUGAUUAA
Messenger RNA from Trichomonas vaginalis G3, 843 nucleotides. RefSeq names its product NADH Oxidase domain-containing protein. Bases 1 to 843 code for a protein of 280 amino acids. The record is from RefSeq and is a predicted model, not a curated record. Lineage: Eukaryota; Parabasalia; Trichomonadida; Trichomonadidae. The transcript has a single exon. Gene Ontology annotation, molecular function: oxidoreductase activity.